Molecule: messenger RNA, 171 nt
Organism: Funneliformis mosseae
Lineage: Eukaryota; Fungi; Glomeromycota; Glomeromycetes; Glomerales; Glomeraceae
Source: the annotation of a GenBank genome assembly
AUGCCUUCCCCAGCGGAACAACAACAGCAACAGCAAUUAAUACCGACCGGAACCUUUACGUUGCCUUAUAAAGACGAUUUGGAUGUAACUCAAGAAACUGACCAACAGAUGAACAUCGAUGAAGAAGUAAUCACCAAUUUUGAAAACCAACUAUUAUCGGUGAAACCUUAA